AUUGAGACUUUAAAAAUUACAAAAUGUUAUUAAGAAACAUACUAUAGUAUUAUGUGGAGCAAUUACAAGAGAUUAUUUAAUGGUUUUAGUGUAAAUACAAUUAUUUGCGUAGCUUACAAAAGUCAUUAUGAAGCGCUUAAUAUCCCUAAAACUGCUACACACAAAGAAAUAAAAGAUGCUUAUUACAGACUAUCGAUGAUAUAUCAUCCAGAUAAAAAUAAAGGAAGUGAAGAAGCUGCAAAAAUUUUCCGCGAUAUAACUUCAGCAUAUGAAGUCUUGGGAAAUGUACGUCAAAGAAAAUUAUACGACAGUGGUGCUAAUCUAAAUCAAAAAUCUUCUCAAUUUACUACCAAACAACAACCUUUUGAAACAAUGAGUACAAAAAAUAAUAUUUAUAAAACCAAUGUCCGUAGCAGAGAUUAUAAUUUUGAAGAGUGGUCUAAGUCUCAUUAUACAAAUUCAUUUAAGCAACAAUAUGAAACUCGAAAAAGGCAUACAAGGAAUAAAAUAAAUGAAGAAUAUACUUCACAAUUAAAUUCUUAUAACUUAUUGGCAAUUAUAGUUUUUUCAAGUCUUUAUAUUUUAAUAACAAUGUUUGAACAUUUGAAAAAUGUGUUAACUGAACGUAGAAGAAUACAUGAAUCUUAUGAAAAAAAUGAACAAGAAGAUUGAAAUUAAUAAUUUAUUUUAAAUUUCAAGUAUUUUUUAA
Melanaphis sacchari is the source of this 709-nucleotide messenger RNA. Its product is annotated as dnaJ homolog subfamily B member 9-like. The coding region runs from base 52 to 672 and encodes 206 amino acids. NCBI's taxonomy places the organism in Eukaryota, Metazoa, Arthropoda, Insecta, Hemiptera, Aphididae. The record is from RefSeq and is a predicted model, not a curated record. The transcript is spliced from 2 exons.